Lutzomyia longipalpis is the source of this 1793-nucleotide messenger RNA. RefSeq names its product phospholipase B1, membrane-associated-like. The transcript has 7 exons. The record is from RefSeq and is a predicted model, not a curated record. Gene Ontology annotation, biological process: phospholipid metabolic process. NCBI's taxonomy places the organism in Eukaryota, Metazoa, Arthropoda, Insecta, Diptera, Psychodidae. Bases 361 to 1608 code for a protein of 415 amino acids. Gene Ontology annotation, molecular function: glycerophospholipase activity.
GGGCUAUGUUGCGAGAAGUUAGUCUCGGUGCAGAUCUUGGAGCGUGAUGUUGAAAGUUCUUUCAUCGUCGUGUGCAAAAAGCUCUUCUGCAAAGCUCAUCCUCGUUGCAUUGCACCAAUCGGAGUGUGUUGAAAAGUUAUCAAAAUCAAGGUGAAUUGCAUGAAUUAAGGGAAGGUUUUUAGGUGUUGUUUUAAAGUCGACUUUCUGCCAAAUGUGUGUCAUAUUAAAAUUUCAUGUGCUUUAUGGAUCAUUUAUUGCCAAAAUUUUCAGUGUGAUGACAAAGUUCAGCGUGUGAGAAAUUAUCUGUGUGUGGUGUUGACCCCCAAGAGAUGAGGAAAGUGACCCCGUGAGACCUAUAAGAUGUGCCAGAGGAAGAAAAUGACAAAGAACUCCCUCGAAAUUGUCGUCUUUGCCAUAAUUUUCGUACAAACUUUUACACAUUGCGAGAAUCGCAUCAUAACAGGCUCAUCGCCACUCGAUAAUCUCAUCAUUCGACCACUCUUUCAUUCCUUUCGCAACAUGACCUUCCGCCUUGUGGGACAGACAGGUCUCCGUAAUACCGGAAGGUACCUGCAGCAGCCACUUGAGGAGUUUCCCUGCGACACGACGUUUGGACGCAGCGAAAAGCCACCCACGAGUGUGCAUAAAUUGAGACCAGGGGACAUUGACAUUAUUGCCGCCAUGGGGGACUCACUGACGGCCGCCACAGGAGCCACAUCCACGAGCUUUAUGGAUCUCUUCAUGGAGAACCGUGGGCUUGCGUGGUGCAUCGGUGGUCAAUGGGAUUGGCACAAUUCCACCACACUCCCCAACAUUCUGCGUGCCUUCAAUCCCAAACUCUUUGGCUACUCCAUCGGGGACUCCUACCCCUUUCACCGGGCAUCGCAGUUUAAUGUGGCCGAAAUUGGGGCUGUAUCUGCAGACCUACCCUACAUGGCAAGGACCUUAAUACGGCGGAUUAAAUCCGACAGGCGUGUGAAUUUCAAGAAGCACUGGAAAAUGCUUACCAUCAGCAUGGGUGGCAAUGAUAUUUGCUCUUUUGUGUGCACAUGGGAUGAUCCGGAAUCAUUGCCGGGAAAGCACAGAGUGAGCCUUCUCCGUACUCUUCGGUACAUUCGAGACAACAUGCCAAGAACAUUUGUGAAUAUUGUUUCCGUUCCAUCAGUGGACAAAGUUGUGGGAUUGAGGCCCAAGCCGGAGCAGUGUCGCCUUAUGCAUCACAUUGAGUGCUCAUGCUGGGAGGGUAGACUGUACAAUCAGACAGACGAACUCCGGCAGAGACUUCGCAAUAUUCAGCAGGAGUUUAUUAGGGCCGAAGCCGAAGUUGCACAGUAUGAUGAAUUUAAGGGAUUGCAGGAGUUUGCCGUCGUCUAUCAGCCAUUCAGUCGAAAUCUCUCGAUAAAGACCAAGGAUGAGAAGACAGAUUACUCUCUGCUCGCCUUUGAUUGCUUCCACAUGAGUCAAAAAGCUCACGCAUGGGCCGGUACAUCGCUAUGGAACAAUAUCAUGGAACCAAUUGUGGAAAAAGCAGACUCCUGGGAGUCGCCGUCUGUGAAAUUUAAGUGUCCAACCAAAGAAUUUCCCUACAUCUACACUCACGACAACUAAACAAGUGAUGCAGACAUUUCGAGUGGAGAGAGAGCCUUUAUUAUAAAAUAUAGUAAAAGUGGGUGGGAAGUAUAUGAGUAUUUUUUUUAUAAUUUAUUUAUCCUUUUAAUGCCUUUGAGAAUGAAGUUUGUGAAUGAAAUUUUGCGGAAAUGCAGCUGAAAAAAUAAAUAAGAGAACAUUAUAAA